UCUCUCUCUCUCUCUCUCACACACACACACACACACACACACACACACUACUACAGUCCACACUCUAAAUUUCUUCACUACAAUAUGUCGAGUUUCUCUGAUCGGAUAGAGGAAAUCAAAUCCCUAAUUAAUUCAAACAAAUCGCUCGCUUACUCUACCCUCCAACUUUUUCAACAACAAGCAAGCAACCAUCUUUCUUCGGUUCAAACCCUAGCUAAUUCUUCUCACACUCUUAUCUCUGUAAUUGCCGAUGAUAUUUCAGAUGAUGAUGAGGAAAUUGCUGCACAGGCUUUGAAGUGUUUGGGAUUUAUGAUCUACCAUCCUUCUAUUGUUUCCACAAUCAAAGAUGAUGAUGCUAACAUGAUCAUGGAGGCACUGGCUAAAGUCAUUAUAGCCACAAAAAUAAAGUCGGUUUGUAAUUUAGGCAUGUGGUGUAUAUCAAUGCAACAAUUUGAUGCCUCAUUUUUAUCUAAUCACUUCCAUUCUAUAUUGCGGGCAGUUGUUCAUGCCUUGGACAAUCCUUUUGGUUCCUUGUCUACAACAUUUGAGGCCAUACAGGUUGUAAUGAAGUUUUCGGCUCAACUGGCUGAAAAGAUGAGAGAAUUUUCACACAUAUGGUGUCCUCCAAUAUAUAGAAGACUUCUCAGCAUUGAUAAGAGAGAAAGAGAUAUUUCAGAAAGGUGUCUGUUGAAGAUUAGCUCUGUAAUCUUACCUUCUCCUGCAGCUCUCUCUAAGGCACUGGUCAAAGAUAUGAAAUGGAAAUUGCUCACUGGGAUGAAGGAUCUUCGGAACCAGGGUAGGAAAGUUGAAACAUUGCAAGCAUGGGGAUGGUUUAUCCGCUUGCUGGGAUCUCAUGCUCUAAGGAAUAGGCAUUUAACUAAUGACAUGCUCAAAAUUCCAGAGCAGACAUUUUCUGAUCACAACCCCCAAGUCCAGAUUGCAUCACAGGUUGCAUGGGAAGGUCUUGUUGAUGCUCUUAUUCACCAUCCAAUUGUGACUCAUGAGACUGACGAAGCUGGUGAGAAUAGUCGUCAAGUCCAAGCAAGUGCAUUUUCAAAAAGUAUAAAGCUCUUAAUGACACCGUUAAUUAGCACCAUCUCAAGCAAAUGUGAUGUAUCCAAUCAUUUAUCCUGCUUGAACACGUGGUGUUAUCUGCUACAUAAACUGGAUCUCUCUAUUAACCAUCCAUUGGUGAUUGAAGUGGUGUUGGAUCCUGUAUUUGAAGCAGUUUUUAGAAUGGGGCUUGAUAACAAUACUGUGUGGUUAUGGAGUCUAUGCCUGGAUCUGCUCAAUGAUUUUAUAAUGUCCAAAUGUAGAAAACCCGACUAUGAAUCCAGUAGCCAUGUUAGCCACCAUUCAUCAGUCAGAGCUUCUAUGCCUUCAAUAUCUGGCAAAUGCUUAGUAAAACAACAUUCUGUUAAAUGGUAUCCAUGGGGCGUUAAUCAAUUGGACUUCUUUAUAAAGAUGAUUAGUAUUAUACUUAGUCAUGCAUCAAUUGUAACAAAUACUCUUGAAAAUAGAAAUGCAGUGUGUGAUGAUGCCUUAAGGAUAUUUAGAUCUCUUUUAAGAGGGGUGCAAAUAGAGUUCAAGAGUUCAUCCAUAAAUUAUGCCAAUAUUGUUUUAUGUUUGAACACAAUAUUGAGAUUCAUGAAGGAGACAUGUGAAAACAUAAAUUCAUGUGGUAGCAGCAAAAAUAAAUUGCAGUGUAUCAGUACUGCAGUCCAGUUUCUACAGGCUGUAAUUGAUGAGUUAGAACCUUCUAUAUUGGGAUCCCCUCUUUAUGAAGUGGCUCUAGACAUCAGGUACAUUGAGAAUCUGCAAUCAAUAAAUGAUACUAAAUAUGCAAAAUUUUUGAGUGUUUUCCCUAUUGCCUACAUGGAUAUGGUUUCACCAUUGGCUUAUCUUAUUACACUCUGCAUCUGCAUGGUGAUCCAGCUAACUUCUGACACAGUCGAAACAGAGUUAGUGUUGCAGAGAUUUCACAAUUUUUUCAAAUUGAUACUGUUUUCAUAUAAUCCCUUGGGAAAUCUCCAAGUUGCAGUUGGACUAUUGUAUAAGCAUGCGGGCUACAGGAACUUACACAUGUGGAUAGCUCAAGCUCAAGCUCUGAAAGACUGCAUGUGUGGCAUACAGGAUUUUUCUAUGUUCAAAAUGGAAGCAGACAGCAAUUGUUACCUUGGCAUAUACCAACUUUUAUCCUAUCCAUUUGUUGCAUGGUCUUCCUCACUGCAAACACAGGCCUCUGAGAAAGUUAGUGGAUCUACGGACGAGUCUUAUGUUUCUACACAAAGAAAACUUGAUCUUGAACAUGUAAUUGAAGUAUGGAAAUCAGUAUAUGGUGCUCUUUGUGCCUCAAAGUGUUUUGCAACAGAGAGCCUCGCUGACAACCUGUGCUCAAUGUUAAACUGGUGCAUUGAUGAAAAUAUAAGAACGAUCGGCCGUGGCACUGAACUAAAUUUAAGUUGUAAUGAUCUCAAACUUGAUUUCCUUUCUUUAUCUGGUAAUGCUGUGGCAUGCAUACUUGAAGUCGUUUCAGCAGCUAUUUCAGAUGUAAGCAAAAGUAAUCAUGCUGAACCUCAAAUAUUCGGCGACUUAAAAAGUGUUCUGGGAUUUGCUGCCAGAUUCCUGAAGCAUUGGGCAGAAGUACAAUCAGAUUCACUCAACGGUCUUCCUCUAACUUCAAGGGUACUUUCUGAUUUGGCACAUUUCAUGAGUUGCCUGCAUUCAAAGCAAACUAUUCUUUCAACUAUCGAGAUAGUAAAUUCUUCUUUACUUCAAUUGCUAUCACUUGGAGGACUACACGAUGGAAGUACCAAAGAUCAACUUCAGUGCCUGUGGGCUGAAACCCUUGCUUGUUUAAGGAGGAGUAAGCCUCCAAUAAGCUUUGAUUCCUCUUUCCUCAAACUUCAGGCACCCCUCUUGGAAAAAACUCUUGAUCAUCCAAAUCCUGUUAUUUCAGAGCUUACCAUCAACUUUUGGAAUUCAACAUACGGUGAGACAAUUAAGUUAAAUUACCCUGAAACUUUACUGGAUGUCUUAGACAAGCUAUCCAGAAAUAAGAGAAUCAUCCUCCACAAGAAAAGCCUGUCGUUUCUUGUAAAAUGUAGUUCUACACCAGAAUUGACUGCUCAAAGAUACAAGGUGUCUGCAACACAUAACAGGAGCACAAAAAGAGUAGAAUUCGUGGAAAAUACAAUGAAUCAAAUGGAGCACAAAGAUAACUUGAAAUCAAGUUUUAAAAGAAAAAGGUUGGAAUUAACUGAGCACCAGAAGGAAGUAAGACGUGCACAGCAAGGAAGGGGGAUGGAUUGUAAUGGACACGGUCCAGGGGUCCGAACAUAUACUACUGUUGAUUUUUCACAAGGAAAUGAGGAUUCACAAGAGAGCCAGGAGAUUAGGAACCCAGAUUCUAUAAUGGAGAUGCCGAGAAGAGUUACAUAAUUGUUUUCUGUUUGGAUGUGCAAAAUGGAAGGUAUAGCCCUCCAAAGUUGUUUAACAAUUGUUGAGGGUUACAAAAAUAUUGUGCUAGAAAAGCAGCACUGAGAAAAGGGAGAACAAAAUCAUAAAUCGCAAGAGCUAUUUCACCGCCAACAUAGCCAGGCCAUGACCUAUAAAAUGAGACAAAAAUUAGAAAUAUAGCGGCCGCAAACUAUAAAACAGGGUCUUCGGUUCAACUUAUUUAUGCGUUUUGGGCGUUUCAGGUCGAGGUUCGUCUCCCUUUAGAUGUUGAGAUGUUUGCAUGGGACGCGAUGCCGCCGCUGAGUUUCAAACGCCAAGACUAGAUGUUUUCUUGAACUUGUAUACCUAAGCCAAUAAACAAGAUUAAAUUACGUCCAUGUCCUUAUAGUAUAGCCAUAAUUACAGUUCAGGAUUUCUUUUUUAUCUAAUGCUUGAACUUUCCUCCAAUCUUUAAGAUUUUAUUCUUGUAACGCA
Molecule: messenger RNA, 3933 nt
Organism: Jatropha curcas
Lineage: Eukaryota; Viridiplantae; Streptophyta; Magnoliopsida; Malpighiales; Euphorbiaceae
Biological process (GO): telomere maintenance
Cellular component (GO): nucleus
Source: RefSeq, a predicted model, not a curated record